Lagopus leucura (white-tailed ptarmigan) is the source of this 1848-nucleotide messenger RNA. RefSeq names its product family with sequence similarity 174 member A (gene FAM174A). Lineage: Eukaryota; Metazoa; Chordata; Aves; Galliformes; Phasianidae. The transcript is spliced from 4 exons. The coding region runs from base 16 to 495 and encodes 159 amino acids. The record is from RefSeq and is a predicted model, not a curated record.
GGGCCAGCGGGCAGUAUGUGGCCGUCGCCUCCUUGGUUGCUGGCGGGGCUGGUGCUGGCGGCGCGCUGCGGAGAGGCCGCGGUGGCUGUCCUCGGCGGCCCGUUCGUCUCCCCGCAGCCCACGGAGACAGCGGGCGGCACGACGCGGAGUAGCGGCGGGCGACUGGCGGAGGUGUCGGUGCCGCCCGAGGAGGGCCAGCCUAUGACCCAGCGCGCCCUGUCCAUAUUGCUGCUGGCCAGCGCCGCUCUCAUCGUCUACUUUGUGAUCCGGACGGUGCGGCUCAGAAGACAUAACAGGAAAACAAGAAGAUAUGGAGUUUUGGAUACAAACAUAGAAAACAUGGAGCUGACACCACUAGAGCAAGAUGAUGAUGAUGAUGAUACAACACUAUUUGAUGCCAAUCAUCCUCGAAGAAUAAUGCAAAGACGCAGUCAGGUGUGGAGCAACUAUGAAACUAGCAAGAGAGGUCUUGGAUUAGUACGUGCCUUGCAGUGAAAUAACUUAAUUCUUGAACCAGACGAGACUGCUUCACACGAGGAAUAGGAAGCAAGAAGAUGUGUAAGCUGGGGAGAGGCUAAUUGAAACUUAGCAUACUGCAGCAUCCUUAGUUUGUUCCAUAAAUACUGUACCAAUUUGUUGUACCUUCCUGUAUAUAGAGAAUUGUAAAGCCUGAGGAGAGAGGGUGCACUAAAACGAAAACCUAUUUGGAAGGGAGAUUACUUUUAAAACAGGGUAUUUUUUGUUUGUUCUAAAUCUUGUAUGCCGUAAGUGUGGUAUACAAUUUUUCUACAACAAUCUGGAAUGUUAACAGGUUUUUGGCUGAUAUUAAAUUAUAAGUAAACUUAACCUGUGUAGAUUACUCAGAAUUGUUAUAACUCAGUUUUAACUGAGGAGAUGCUUUACCCUUUGCAAAUAAAAAGCCAAACUACUGCCUUUCACGUUGAGAUUUUUUUUUUAACUAAUAAAGUUGUUACGUGUAAGUUUAAGUGAAAAAAUAAACCUGUUUACAAUGUUUCUAGUAUUUAGUGUGUUUUUCAGCACUAUAUAGAUAUUAAGGAUAUUACUAAUAGGGUCUUACUAAAGAUAGUAAUGCCUCAUCUUUUGCUGUUAAGUCAAUUUCUUUGUAAGGGCUAUCUUUAACUGAUGUGAAACAACUCUUGCUCCGCUGACUUAGUGGUGUCAGCAUUCAGACCUGUGAUGAAGCAGACAUCAGGACUUUAGGUAAAGUUCCUUACUUUUGCAGUCUGUAUUCUUUUGUGCUUUAGAUCUGGGGAAAAUACUAAACUUGAACCAUAACUCUAAAGUGAUCAGAAGCAGCAGUUACUUUGAAAUAUGCAGUAGCAUUCACAUGAAUGUAGUUUGUUUGUUUUCUUUAGCCAGGGUCCUAAAAUUUAAUGGAAUAACUUUUAAAAUAGAGAAGACGUGAUUUUUUAAAAAUGUUUCACAUCCUACAAUGCUCUUAAAUAUUAUGGGUGAAAUGUAGAAAUUCCAGGCUGUUAAAAUUACAUUGGUGUAAUUGUACCACUAAUUUUGUACAUCUAAUCUCAAGGUAUAAACUUGCAAACAGACUCUUUUUCCUGAUUGUUCGGUCCCUUUUUGGAGGAGUAUAGGAAUAUCUUCAAGACUACUUUUAUAACAAUGGGGAGUUGUCUGCCAUACAUAUAUAUAUAUAUCUUUAAAAUUCUCUGCUAGCUGAUUUGUACUGAACCCUAUUUAUUUUGCCAUAGUGAAACCUUAGACUGGGUUUGAAGUAAUCAGUCUUCCAAGCUAAUGUUCAUCUACAGUUUGCUCAUGUGCCACAGUCUGCUGGGAAAUACGUUGUAUUUACAAUAAAUUGAAGUAAUUUUA